AUGAUCUUACUGAAGAAUUAAAACCCAGAAGGGCCAACAGAUCUUUAGGAAACAGGCGGCUGGAGGAGCAAAUGGAGUCAGAAUGAAUCUACGUACGAUGCUGUGUACUGAUGGAACCACCGUCCUCAACUGCUGGCUCAUGUACGACCGGGGAUGGACAGCUGGGUGACCGAUUUCAGGAAGUUUUCUGCUGCAGCUGUCAGAGGAGGUGAUUGUAGAACCAGUGAUGGAAACACCAGAAGUCAGCUCACUUUACCAGAGGGAAGUCCAGUUCUCCUCCGCUCCCCUGGUCAACUUCUCGUCGACACACCACUUCACUUCACAUUAUUUUGGACUGGAUACGACAAGCAGCCAGAAAAGACAUGGCUUUCCUGCACAGAGCUUUUCUGCCGCUCUUCCUUCACGUGUGUCUCCUCAACUGGAGCGCGUGGGCCAAGGUGGAGCUGACUAUGCGUGAGAGUGUCGAGGUGUACCAGGGUGACUCGGCUCAGAUCCCCUGCCAAUACAGCUUCACUGAUGCCAACAAUGAGCCCAGCUUUGUCAUGAUCCAGUGGUUUGUGCGAGCCGUAGGGAGCAGCUCACGGAUACGGAUCUUCUACGGGGACAACAAAAAUCAGCAGAUGGUGGAUAACAACACUGACUACAGCGGUCGGAUCGAGGUGACUUCAGACCAGCUGGGAACUCAGCUCAACAUUCAGGAUGUGCAGCUCUCCGACGAGAGGGAAUUCUUCUGCCAGGUUAACGGGCUGGCUGCCGGGAACGCUGAGGGCAAGACCCACCUCAGAGUGUUUGCUCCUCCACAGCCUCCAGUGAUCGAGGGUGUCCUGACAGGAAUAUCAGUGACCAAUGAGAUGCCAUCUAAGGUUGCAUCAUGCGAGGCUCGGAACGGCUUCCCUAAACCCAAUAUCACCUGGUACAGGAACAACAUGCCACUGAUGUCUACACCAGGACAUGUGAACGUGUUGAUCCUGUCGACCCGGGAGUCCAGCGGCUUCUAUUCUGUCCAGAGCACACUAGAGUACAAGGUGGUUAAAGAGGACAAAGAUGCCCAAUUCUCCUGUGAGGUCAGCUUCUUUGUCCCAGCAGCCAUCAGGACGGUCGAGUCCAGCAGUGUCAACAUCACUGUCCACUACCCCACCACCAUGGUGGAGCUGUGGAAGGAGUCGCCCCAGGGUCUGGUCAAAGAGGGGGAUAUGGUGGAGCUGCGUUGCCAGGGUGAUGGCAACCCCCCGCCGCCCUUCACUUUCAACAGAGAACAAGAGCUGGAUGUGGACUUGGAGAGCCGCGGUGAUGUAUUGAUCCUGUCACCAGUGUCACGCAAGGACAGCGGCAUCUACCAGUGUCGCCCCCUGGACGCCGACGGCUACACUGAGGUCAAAGGAGAGAUGCAGCUCACCGUGCACUAUUUGGACCCAGCUGUAGUGGUGCCUAAAGAGUCAGAAGUCAUGCUCAAAGGAGAAGAUCUGACUGCGACCUGCAACGCUCUGUCCUCCCUGAAGACAUCCACAGUCUGGUACAAGGAUGGGCAGCAGGUGGGUGAGGGAAACACAUUACACCUGAAGGAUGCCACCUAUGAGACAACAGGAGAGUACGUUUGUGAGGUGACCGUUCCCUCCCUGCCUGCCCUGCACACCAGCGGCUCCGUUCACAUCAUCGUUCAAGGUGGUCCCCAGCUGGUGGGAGUGGAGCAGGAGGUGCAGCUGGAGGAGGCAGUCGGCAGGAUGGUGAACCUGAGCUGUGAGGCUCGGGGUCAUCCACUUCCAAGCGUCACAUGGAACAUCAUCGGCAGCCAGAACUGGCAGGAGGUGGUGAGCAAAGCAAGCGAGCUCGUGGCUCACAGCGUGGUGUCGGUGAAAGUCACCUCGGACAUCAGCGCUCUGUGCAACGCUUCCAAUGACAUGGGCACCGAAGUGAAGGUCUUCAGCAUCAAAGCCAUUCCCCGGCUCACUUCUACUGCUCCCUUCUCUCCCGCUGAGGGCAGCGGGGUGAUCAUCGUGGUGAUCAUACUGUGCCUGCUGCUGCUGGCCAUCCUCGGCAGCGUUCUCUACUUCCUGCACAAGAAGGGGAAGAUCCCCUGUGGACGCUCAGGGAAACAGGAGAUCACCAAAGAGAAGACCACCAAAGAUGACAUUGUCGUGGAGAUGAAAACCAACACAAAGAAUGAGGAAGCAGUCCUCCUAAAGGCUGUCAACGGAGACAAAAAGGGCCCCAGUGAGCAGUAAAGUCCCCCAGAUGGUCCAGCAGUGACGUCCUGCAGCAGGAGGACACAUGAUGCCAGCAGUCAGUGUGAGUGUGUGUGUGUGCAUGUGUAUGUGUGUGCGUGCUGGAGCACUGAUCUGAGACCUGCAGAGUGACACCACCUCACAGUCCGGACUUUUCUCCAUCGGCAGUAUUUACUAGAUUUACACACACACACACACGCAUAAACACACACAGAGGUAUGUGUGUACAGAUGUGUAUUUCCUUUUGAACAAAUGUUGUUUGCUUCCUCAGUUUCUCAGUUUGUUUUUGUACCGUUUCCUCAAACUGUGUUCAGCUCUCGGCUGUUGUUCGGUGUGCGUUCGAUGUGUCUCACGCAUCAUCACCUUUCUUUUUUUUGUUUUUUUAUGAAAGUGUAUAUAUUAUAUAUAUUUUGUUAUUUAAGAUAUUUUGGCACUCAGAUUUUCAUUUCAUGGUAGCGUCUGGGUCAUGUGCAUGUUGAUCCGUGUUCAUGGGUCCAGGUGAGUUUCGGGACAGAAUAUGAUGUCAGAGACCAAACGCUAGCUGCUGCUCGUCUCAUGGCAGCUCUUUACAGUCACACUGAGAGAGGGCUGGUCGGAGUGUUUGCCUCUGUUUGACUUUCGAUUCAGUAGUUUUAGGAAUUGAUGUUGAAAUUUACCAAAAAAGUGAUGGAUACCGAGGCGUUUCGUCCAGAAUCUUUUGAUCUGAUCGAACACAGGCUAAUCAUAAUAAUCUGUUAUCAAUCACACACACUGGCAGCCUUCUUCUGCAAACUGCUGAUAAGCCCUUGUACUGUUUGUAAAUACGUGUAGUGUACAGACCUGCUAGUGGUGGCCUUGGACUGUUACUGAAGGUGAAAAAGGUCAAAGUUUAGUGAUCUGCUGUGCCUGUUUUUGAGAAUGCAUCACACACUGAAUUUGUUUUAUUUUGUUUGUUUCUUGGGUUUGCUCUGUGUGUUUUUCUUUGUUUCCACCGAGAGAUAGUCGGGCCUCAACAAGUGUUCCUGCAUGUUUAGCGUGUUUACUGAAAUUUUUUAUUUUUUUAAACCUUCUAGGCAGCCAAACAUUUCUGUGCCAUGUGAGAAUCAACUGGCAGACCAUUGAAACUUGCUUUACUUGGAUAAUUCAUCACAGGGAAAACUUUGGUUUGACGGAAUAUUUCAAGUGUGAUCUGCAUUACAUGAACAUUUAACAACAAUGAAAGUAGACGUGGAUGUUCGUCUCUGUGAUGGAUUAACACAUAAAAAAGUAUUUUUCUUUUAAAACACGGGAGAUUAAUGUAAAGCAAUGGCUGUGUGUCUCUGUGUAUUAUCACUGCAUUCACAUGAUGACGCUAAGAAUCUGGACAUUUUCUCUGAAGAAGAGAAAUCCGUGUCCAGCCAUGAAAAUCUUCACGGUCAAAAAAAUAUUCACUCCACUGUAUUUUUAAGAUGCAACCGUAACGGUAUCCAGAAAUUACAUCAUCCGUCAUCUUGCCAGAAGUUUUACCCAAAUGUUUUAUUCGGAUUCCAUUAGCUUCCACACAGUUUCCCAGACUCUUGCUUGGGUCCAAAUCACUUUGACCAUUAGCUAGCUAGCUCUUUAAAAGAGUUAAAAAAUCUUUUUUUUCUUAUCCACAAGACAAGAAGCAGUUCAUGUUUUUAGAUGACCCCCUGGAUUUUAUAUUUGGAUGUAAUGAUAAUAGAUAGAAGGCACAACUUGAAGUAAAUAUGCUUAAACAUGCAGCUUCACUGGUACGCUCCUUCUAGAGGCCUGUGUUGUGAAUAUUGUGUACUGAUUGCUCACUGUGUAGGUUAUUGUGAAAAGAUACCUUUCUUUUUUUGUUGCUGCAAGCGCUACAUUGCCCAGAUGACUUGCAACAUUAACAACGUAGUGACAUGUUUUCCUUUGUUUUCCACUGAGUUGAAGCAUUGAAGUUGUAGAAAGUAUCCAGGUACAGGACGUCCUCAGGCAACAAGUGUCCUCGUGUGCGAUGUGACACCGUCGUUGUGGUUUAGAGAAGCUGCAGGAAGCCAUAACACCACCCGUCUCUGUUAUGCAGCCGGAUAUUUCUGAUUUGAUCGCUAAGUCUUUUCAGUUCAACUUUAAAUAAGACAUUUUUCAGUUUAUAGUUCUGGAUUUUCAUCAGUGGGAAAACAAGUUUGAAGCAUUGCAAUUAUGUUCUUUUUUUCUAAAUGUGUGUAAAUUAAAGUACUGUACAUGUGAUUCUUUGAUGCUUGCGUUUUUUAAUAUUUUUUGCAAGAAAAUAAUGCCAAAUAAAAAUGUGUCAUUUAAAGAGA
Messenger RNA from Acanthopagrus latus (yellowfin seabream), 4498 nucleotides. It is a transcript of the gene mcama, whose product is annotated as melanoma cell adhesion molecule a. NCBI's taxonomy places the organism in Eukaryota, Metazoa, Chordata, Actinopteri, Spariformes, Sparidae. Bases 363 to 2222 code for a protein of 619 amino acids. The record is from RefSeq and is a predicted model, not a curated record. The transcript has 18 exons. Gene Ontology annotation, biological process: angiogenesis. Gene Ontology annotation, cellular component: plasma membrane.